Messenger RNA from Cavia porcellus (domestic guinea pig), 9076 nucleotides. It is a transcript of the gene Rnf180, whose product is annotated as ring finger protein 180. NCBI's taxonomy places the organism in Eukaryota, Metazoa, Chordata, Mammalia, Rodentia, Caviidae. Gene Ontology annotation, cellular component: endoplasmic reticulum membrane. Gene Ontology annotation, molecular function: metal ion binding; ubiquitin protein ligase activity; ubiquitin conjugating enzyme binding. The transcript is spliced from 8 exons. Bases 228 to 1973 code for a protein of 581 amino acids. Gene Ontology annotation, biological process: protein polyubiquitination; norepinephrine metabolic process; positive regulation of proteasomal ubiquitin-dependent protein catabolic process. The record is from RefSeq and is a predicted model, not a curated record.
CUCCCCGAACCUGCAUCCUCCGCCGCGGCCACCGCCGCGAGUGCACAGAGCCGGGCUGCGGACGGCCCGGCGCGCCGGCGGGGCUCGUGGCUGCCCGGAUCCGGACGCCUGAGCAGGUCUCCUAUUUCCUGUUGAUGCUUUCACCUGGCAAAUUAAAUUGGAAGCCCAAAGGCAAGAGAGCACAGUUGUUACAGUCCAAAAGCCAUAUUCCUGGGAAUUAGAACAAGAUGAAAAGAAGUCAAGAAUUGAUAACUGAACAUCACAAUGAAGAGGAAAUAAGUAUUCUUCAUUGCUGGAAAUGCAGAAAAUGUAUAGCAAGUUCUGAUUACUUAAUGAAUUACAGUGAGGACCAAGCAAUUAAGGACAGACAUGCUUCUGUUGACACUCAAGAUCUUUGUCAUGUGUGGCACAUGAAUCUAGAAGCCCUUCCAGAAUGGAUAAGCUGCCUAAUACAAAAGGCACAGUGGACUUUUGGAAAAUUGAAUUGCCCUUUCUGUGGGGCACAUGUAGGGGACUUUAAUUUUGUCAGCACUCCAAAAUGUUCCUGUGGCCAGCUUGCAGUUGUAUAUCUCUCCAAGAGCCGGACCGAUUAUCAAGCAACACAGGCAGACAGACUAAUGAGACAAUCGCUGAAAUACUUGUCCCACUCUAGAAUUCAGUCAGGUUGUAACAAGGAAACUCUGCUGACAGGUGGUGGCUACAAAAAUAGAAAUCACAGGCUUUUAAACAUGGCCCAAAAUAAUAAUGACCUUGGAAGAUUAACAGAAGCACUCUGUCUGGAGGUGAGAUCAACGUAUUUUCAGAUGAAGAAUGAGAAAUUGCUCUUCAAAACAUCAGAUUCAAAAUACCAGCUUUUUGUUCCCCAGCUUGUGUCUGGCAGGUGCACUUCAAGAGCUUUUCAUAGAAAAUCACAUAGUUUGGAUCUGAACAUCAAUGAGAAGCUGACUUUAUUACCCACUUUAUAUGAAAUACAUAGUAAGACUGCUGCCUAUACCAGGCUAAAUGAAACACAGCCUAUUGACCUUUCAGACUUGCCUUUGCAGUCUAGUAAAAAUAGCUGUUCUUUUCAGAAUCCAUCUAGUUUUGAUACUGAUUUGCUGCUACAAAGACUUUCAGUGGCUUCCUGUGAGACCCAGACACACAGAGGAAGAGAAUUUCAGUGUGGUCUAGAAGCUUCUUCAGUAUACUCAGACCACACUAAUAGCAGCAACCUGACUUUGCUGAUGGACCUACCCUCAGCUGGCAGGAGCAUGUUAGAGGCCUCAGACCAAGAAGAGCAUCUCUCCCCUCUGAACUUCUUCCGUUCAGCCAGUAAAUUUUCAUUGGGCAACAUUAAUCAGAGGCUCAAUAAGAGAGAAAGAAGCAAGUUGAAGAAUCUGAGGAGGAAACAACGAAGGCAUGAAAGAUGGCUACAGAACCAGAAUUUGAAUAAUGAGAUGAGUACAGAUGAUGAUAAUGAAUAUGCAGAGGAAAAGGAUAGCUACAUAUGUGCAGUAUGUCUGGAUGUUUAUUUCAACCCAUACAUGUGUUACCCUUGUCACCACAUCUUUUGUGAGCCCUGCUUACGGACCUUGGCCAAAGACAAUCCUGCAAAAACUCCCUGCCCAUUGUGUCGGACAAUUAUUUCUAGAGUCUUUUUCCAGACAGAACUGAACAAUGCCACAAAAACAUUUUUUACUGAAGAGUAUUUGAAAAUAAAACAAAGCUUUCAGAAAUCCAGCUCUGCAAAAUGGCCCCUACCAAGCUGCAGAAAAGCCUUCCAUCUUUUUGGAGGUUUCCACACACGGACAGCUCCAGUUACAAGAAGGCAAUUCCCACAUGGUGCACACAGGAUGGAUUAUCUGCAUUUUGAGGAUGACAGCCGUGGAUGGUGGUUUGACAUGGAUAUGGUGAUCAUCUACAUUUACUCAGUGAACUGGGUCAUUGGAUUCAUUGUUUUCUGCUUUCUUUGCUAUUUUUUCUUUCCGUUUUAGGAAUUGUGAUACCUUACAAUAGUUGAACAAUCAUAAAUGUAAAGAACAAUUACUUAAUUUUUAAAAUGUGCUUUUAUAAUGUUGACUAUAUAAAUCUAUUUAUAGAAAGUGUGAAAAUAAUGGAUUUAUUUAUUAAUGUUUUUCAUGUGACUAAACUAUUCAAAAGUUUAUCUAGCAUUUAGCAACAAUGCAGUAUUAAUUUCAUAGGUCUUGGGUUUAGUAUUUGGGACUCUAAUUUUACAAUGACACUUUUAUACUUAUUUUGAUUGUUACAGACUGAGGAUUUUCUCUGCACUCAAAAUCAUAAAAGUACAAAAUGAAAAUUAUAAUCUUGGUACAAAGUAACUAUAUUAAUAAAAUGUUUAGUCAGUUACUACUUAUUCUUAGGCAAAUGAUAUGCAUUAAAGAUAAGACUAUAUUCUCUGGGAGCUAUCUAGCAGGGUAUAUUCCAUUUGGUUUCCAAUUAUUUCUACUUAUCUUGUCUUCUAUUACCAAUAAAACCUGACUGUCUUUUUUACAUAGAUCUAACAAUAACUUCAAUACAACGUUUUUAUUGUAAACAACAGAACAGUAAAUACAAAUGAACUCUGAGACUAACCCUCUACCCAUAGAUACUUUAACGAGCCAUGUUAACUUUUAUAAUUUCAGGAUAAAUCACUUGAAGAAAUAAAAAAAAUCAACUUUUAGUAAUCUAAGAGAGCAAUGCAUGUUCAAAAUAUAAUUUAGUGAUUCAUUUAAUUAGAAGGUUGUCAAGUAUGUAGUAAAUAUGCAAUAAAGAGUGGCUUUUAAAUUUUUUUUUAUUUUUUGGUAAUUGAUUUAAUGACUGGACUAUAGAAUUGUGGAAAAUAGUUGAAUGUAGAACCAAAAAACCCUGACAUUUAUUUUUAUUUCAGGUAACCCUUUAAAUUAUUUUUUUCUUAUUAAAAUUAAAAAAUCUGAAUUUUUCAAAUAUAGGAAGAAAUUGGGCAGGUAUCCCAAUUUCAAAAGUGAACAAAGUAGCAGAAAAACACAUAAAUUUAUUUAUCAAAUUUCUCAGGUGUUUUUUGUGAAAUCUAGGGCAAAAGUCUCAAUUAUGAACUACUAAUACAACAUGUCUAUGCUAUGAUAUUAUAUAUCUGAUAAUUCAGUAAGUAUAUUCUAACAUAAAAUAGACAAAUCUCCGUGCCUAAUUGACCUAAUAACUAUUGAUGGUAUUUAAUUAUAAGCACUUAGCUGUUGGUAUGUGAUGUUCAAAGAAAUAUAGAAGAAUAGUACAGAUUUUUAUUAAUAAUAUUCUUAUUGGUGUUUAAAAUUAUGUGUGAAAGAAAAUAAUAGUAUAUAUGUGACAUUGUCAUAUCCAAGAAAUAGGAAAGUACCACAGUGUACAAACAGAGAUAAAUUUGUGUUUAUAAAGGAUAUUUACAAUCAUUAAUUUGUUGCUCAAAGUAAAGGUAACAUAAGGGAAAAUGUCAGCCUUCUUAAAAUAUAUAUCAAGGUUAAAACAUUGAAAUACACAUGUGUGUAAUACUACUCUAUGAACUUAAAUUCUAGUCAUUUCCUAGGCAAUUCCCUGAUAAUCCCCUGUUAACUAUGGCUGCAUUCAUUCCCAAAUUACUUAUUGAUUUUAAUUAUGUAUAAAAUAAAGGCAAUAAUAUUAUAGAUACAUAUUUCUUAGAGAAAUAAGGCUGACUGGCUAGUCAUGUCCAUGGUAGAUAUUACUUUAUGGAUCUGAGUCUGUAAAUUAAAUUCACACCUAAAUAUAGUACCUUUAAAAAAACAGUACAAUGUGAAGGGCAAUCCUAAACCAACUGAGUUUAACUUGACCUGAAAAUUAUGUCAUGUGGCCUACUAAAAAUAAAGUAAUCUUAGAGAAUAUAUAUUACUAAUUUCUAUUUUACCCCCAAAACGAGAUUCCAAAACGGGGCAAGACGUCUUUAAAAAGAAGCACUUUAAUUUUAGCUGGUACCCAGCGACACAACCUGCAUUGGAAUCUGCAGAGCUGUGUAACCAAGUUAGGUUACAGGGUGUUUUUAAAAGAAGUGAAAAGAGAGGGAGCUUAUACAAAAAGGGAGUUAAUCUCUGCAAAAUGUCAGGGCCACUUGGUCCCGGGACCGAGUGUUUUAUAAUUAGUGGUCAGCAAAUGUUUUACAAUCUAGGGUCAGUUGGUUUAGGGACCAAAUUGCUAUUCUGAAAGGGGAUAAUUCACAAGAAAUGAGAGUUGAAACAUGGGUCAGGGUAAUGAUGCUUACAGAACAGGAUAGUGGCACCUCAGCCAGGUUACAACAAUUUCAUUUAAAAAUAUUUUUAAAUUACCUACAAAUAGAGCUAGAAGUUGCUAAAUAUUAAAGUGUAACAUUUCCUAAUGCUGCAGAUUUACACGAAGCCAGAUAAAACCUGAAAUGAAAAAAUACUCAUUUUCUUAUGCCAUUUAAAACAGAGCCAUUCAGUAAUUGAAUUUAUAAAUGUAACAGCUGAAUUAUGCUUUUUAUUUAUGUUUCACCGUAUCACAUGAAAACUCAUUUCCCAGUAAGGAGCCAAAUAAAGAAAAAGAAGAAAUAUCCUAAAACUAAUGAAAUACUGUAUUUGUUCCAACUAGUAUUAUUUAAUGUUUAACUUCAUGAGCUGUUACUAUCAAUAUCUAUUUCUCCUGUGAUUAAUUAUGAAGACUAAUUUUAAACACUUCAUGUAUUCGAAAAAUAUGCCCAAAUGAUGGUACAUUUCUGAUUAUUUUCAGCAAAUACUUUAUUUGAUUUUUUAAAAGCAAAUUUUAAAAUCUAGACCUAUUUAUCUUAUAUUCAUCUGAAGAUAAGAGAAUCUAUACUAGACAAAAUUUAAAACAAAUCAGAAUUUAUGUGACUAUAACUGUGAUUCACCAAAUUUAAGAAUGAGAAAGGAAAACAUAGUAUUUCUGUUUCAGCUGUAUUAUCAGUGCCACUAUAGUAUUAAAUGCUAAAUAUAACAUCAGUGCUACUUCUGCUUUGGAAUCUUGCUAAGACAAAUCUUGAUGACAAAAGAAAAGGUCCAACUUCAUAAAAUUUUCAUGUAUAUGUCUUCUGUAUAAUUAAAAGAAUACACAUAUUCUUAAUAUCUUUUAUUUAUUGGUAUAUGUUUGCAGUACAUAAUUAUAUUCUUCAUAGGGCACUGAUACAUAUACAUAGCAUAUCUUAUUCAUUUCUAUUUUCUCUUCCCCUUCUGGCUGUCUCCUCUCUUUUAUCCCCAGGUUUCCUUCCUAUCUCCCCAAAGUCUUUUCCCAUCAUCUCUCUUUUAUUUUAUUCCUAAAAUUAUUUAUAUUUUUGGGGUUCUUACAUAAGAGAAAACAUGUAAUAUUUAACCUUCUGUGUCUAAUUUAUUCCAUUUAGCAUUACAGUCUCAAGAUGCAUCUAUUUUUGCAUCUAUUUUCCUACAAGUAACUCAGAAUUUUCCAUCUUUGUGGCUAGUGUUCCAUUCCACAUUUUCUUUAUCAAUUAAUCUAUUAAUGAAUUUACAGACCAUUUUCAUGAUUUAGAUACUACAAAUUGUGCUGUUAUAACCAUGGAUAUGCAUAUGUCACUGUAAUGUGAUGUCUUUGACUCUGUCAGAAAAAUACCAGGAUGGAGAACAGCUGGGUCAAACAGAAUUUCUAUUUUCAGAUUUUUUGAGGAAUCUUUCCCCUGAUUUCCAUAGUAAUUGCACUCGUUGACAUUCCUAUGAAUAGUCCAGGUUUUACUCACAUCGUAGCCGGCAUUUGUUAUUUUUGAGUCUCUAAUGAUAACCAUACUUACUGGAGCAUGAUGGAAUUGUAGUUUUUUUUUUAAGUUUUCAUUUAUUUGAUGGCCAAAGAUGCUGAACACUUUAUCAUAUACUUUAUCAUAUAGUUUAUCAUAUACUUACUGUCUUUUAUUUAUUUUCUGAGAAGUGUCUAUCCAAAAUUAUCCAUUUUUGACUGACUGUUUUUGGAAGGAUGUCUAAUUUUGAUUUUAGUUAUUCACAGGCAUUAAUUCUUCUAAGGAGUAGCUGGCAAUUUUUCUUCCAUUCUGUAGGUUCUCGCUUCACUCUGUUGUUUUGUUUACUCUUCAGAAAAUUUUUAAUUUGAUAUCAACCUAUAUGUUGUUUGGUAUUUUUUUGUGUGUGCAGUUGGGGUUCUGUUCUGUUCUAUGCCUAUGUCUUUAAGAGUUUUACCUAUUUUAUCUUCUAGCACAUUUAGCAUUUCUGUUUUAUCUAUUUUAUUUCCUGGCACAUUUAGUAUUUCUGUUUAAUAUGUAUACUUUUGUUUUAUUUUGAUUUUAGUAUAACAUAAGAGAUGGGGUCUAGAUUCAUUCAUAUACAUACAUAUAUAUAUAUAUAUAUAUAUAUAUACAUAUACAUAUACAUAUAACCAGUUUUCUCAGCUCCAUUUGUUAAAUAGGCAGUCUUUUCUCAAACAUAAGUUUUUGUCAUCAAUUGCUGGAGUUUCCUGUAGUGGUUUCUACUCCGCUGAUCACCAAAUCUGUUUUUGUUCAUUACCAUGCUAUUUUUAAUCACUGUAGCUUUGUAGGGUUACUUGAAAUCUGAUAUUGUAAUGCCUCCUGCUUUGCUCUUGUUCAACAUUGCUCUGAAUAUUCUAGGUUUCUUCGAUUCCUGAUCAAUUUUGGGAGUGUUUGUUCUAGUUCUUUGAAGAAUGCUAAUAGUAAAAAGCCUCUGACUCAACAUCCAUUCAUGAUAAAAACCUGAGAACUAUAGGUAUAAAGGACCUUACCUCAAACUGAUAAAAGCCAUGUAUGACAAUCCACUUCCAAAAUCAUACUGUGAGGAAGAACUGAAAGCAUUCCCUCUAAAUCAGGAACAUGACAAGGGUGUUCACUUUCACCACUCCUUUUCAAUAUGGUUCUCAAACCUUUAGACAGAGCAAUGAGACAAGAGAGAAAUAAAUGGGAUACAAAUAGGAAAGGAAGAAACCAAACUAUCCAGAUGAAGCCCCAGAAAGUGUGAACAUGGACCAUGUCACUAGAAUUUUCUGCACAAUGCUCGUUGUUUUGUUCAUAGACCUAGAACCUAGCAGUGGCCAAGAAUUCUUGUCAGAAAGCUACAAUAAACCAUUUGAGUGGUAAAUAUUAUAUAAUCUAUAUGUACAAUUGACCUUGUUUCUUGAACAAAUAACAUGAAAAAGCCAUCAAAUGAAGGGGAGAAGACCUACCUUGGAUGUGAGUAACACUGACUGACAAGCUAAUGGCCUGGAUAUAACCAAAAAAGGACAUAAAAAGAAAAACAAAGUGCCCCAACUUUUUUUAGAAGAGCUUCAAUGUUUACCAUUAUCUUUGGUCUCUAGUGUUUCAGCCUUCCAAUGCAGACUCUCACUAGUGAAUCUAUAGUGAUCUUCAGCCCUUCAACCUUUGACUGCUACUGUCUCUUAGCAUGCAGAUGAUCCUACUGAAUUCUUCUGACUCUAAUCCUGCAGAUGGCCAUUGUGACUCUUUUGCUUGUGAUCCUAGUCUCACUGUAUAAUCUACACUGGCCUUGAGCUCACAGUUCUCCUGCCAUAACCUUCCCUAGUGCUGAGAUUACCGUCAUAUGCCACUACAUCUGCUGCUUCAGUGAGAAUACUGACACAUAACUGAGAAAGCAGACUGUCCAGACCUUCAUCAGGAUUCUAGGUUGCCUUGUUGCUGCAUUUGCCUCCAGGAUCUAAAGAAGCAUUGCAGAGCUGAUGACUACUUGUGUAAACUUCAAAAGAUUCAUCACCAUUAGAGAUCAUGUUUGGACAAGGUUUAGGCACAAAUCUGCAGCCUGAGCAUGGACAACUGGGAAAGUCUGCCUGAGCUCCUAUAUCUUCCAUGCUUUGCUCUGAGAAUUAACCAUGAGUAUGAUAUUGAUGCCUAUGCCAUUAUCAAAAUUAUUCAAACUACACCAGAUAAUGAAUUGGAUAGCACUACCAAUUAAUUAUUCCACCAUUUGGAAAUCUUUUGACCAACCUGACUAGACACAGAAACUGAGCUGCUAAUCUGCAUCAGCAAUUACUAUUUCCCAUGAUUUUUGUUUUUAUAACAGUGCUCCUGACUAAGUUCCUAAUGUCUUGUACCAUCUAGCAGAUAUCUUAUACUAACAAAUCUUAAUAGGUACAGGUGCCUUAAAAUGAAAAAAAAAAACUGGCAUACAUUUUACAAAUAAAAGAGUAUCUAUUCAUUCCUGGAAAGAUUGAUAAAGACUUCCCUCCUUGAUUAAACUCAAACUCCUCUGAGUUGUAUUCUUAACUAGGCUUCAACCUUGGCCUAACACCCUCUAGUCAGCACAAAUGAUUUAAUUCACUACUCCUCCAGAGAAUCUUUAAGAAAUUUUAGCAUUCAAAACUGUGUCUCUUGAGUAACCAGCCAGAUACCUGUGUAGAAAGCACACAGUGCUACCGAAACAAUCACUGCCUCUGUCAGCCAACACAGAAUUGUAAGACCCCUGCCUCCUAGUCUCUGAGAGUGUAUGGACCUACUCUCCAUCAGCACAGGUUAGCAAAGGAAGAUAUCUUUGCCACAUGCAUCAACUUCUCACUCUGCUUUUUACAACAGUUUUUCACAUACAUGACUUUCUUGAGCUUUGUUAGUUCUCCCUUCUCCCUGCAUUCACUUCCCUUUGCCAUGCCCAGUCACAAUUACAGAAUUUGAACUUGAGCUCAUUUUAUGUAGAAUGCUUUUACCUAUGAUGAUAGUUAUUACUGAAUAAAAUCUGUCUUUACUGUCUUAAAAAGGUGACUCUUAGGACUAAUGCACUCAUCAAAGUAUUAAGCUAAAAAAGAUCAAUACACUAAAAUCUUAAUUUUAGACUGUGCUAGUUCAUAAAGAAUGCCUGAUGAAAUAGCAUCCUGUUUUUAAAUGCAGUGAAAGUUCAGUAUUUUGAUUCAUUACAGAACUUUUUCCUUGAAGGCAAAGGACACUGUCAUUGAGCAAAUCAUUCCUAGAGGUCUUCAUAUUUCAACAUGUUCACCUUGCUUCUUGAAGAGUUUCAUAUUCGAUAAAUAUCCAAAGAACAUUAUAGUUAUAUCACUGUAUGCUCCAAAAUAUGUUUAUUUUCACUUCACUUUUUCUUAAACAGUAUCUGUAAUAAGAAUUGCUAUAAAGGGAUCCUUUACCAUUGUCACUGUUCUUUAGAGCAAAAUAAAAAAGAUACAUGAGUACUCUGGA